AUGGGGAUUCUACCUCGCGGGUCCUCUGGCUACGGUGCCAACAGCAUCUGCACGACUCCAGCAUGUAUCGAGAUUGCGAAUGACAUCCUGGUCGGCAUGGCUACAAAUCAUACAAAGAUUGAUCCAUGCACCAACUUCGAUCAGCUCGUCUGCGGCAACUGGGCAAAGCGCAACCCGAUCCCCGCAGGCAACAUGUUUGCCGAUGCUAUUGGAGCCACCCAAUUGCAUGUUUACGAUCUCGCUCGGCGCAUCCUCGAAAGUCCCUACCCUUCUGGCCCUGACGCCGGCUGGAUAACAGUCAAUCUCACUAAAGACGAGAUCAAGGCUGAUAAACAGAAUUUUUUCAAGCUCCAGGAAGCUUACCAAGUCUGCAUGAAUACAACUGCCCAACAAGAAGAGGGUCUUAGCCAACUUCGACAACUGGCCAAGACUAUUGUCACGACAUUCCCUGCUUCCGGCAGCGGAAAGAAAGGAACGGUGUACAAUCACUCAAAAGGAAUCGGUCAACUUAUGGCGUUGUUUGAAAGCCUGGGCAUCGAGACGACACAGAGGUUCUUGCAGUUCCCAGAGCCUAGCAACCCCGACAAGAUGGCCCUUGCCAUCCUGCCACCCACUGAUGCUAGUCUUCCAUCCACUCCUAAUGAUAUGCCUGGGUUCAUUCAGAUUGCGAGCGAGCUCAUUUACUCUGUUCAUCCUGCCAAACUGACCAGAGGCCAGGCUCAGACUUUGAUGCAGUCCGUCGUCGCCCUCCAGCUCUCGAUCAAACCGGCUACCGCUCCAAAGAAGGCGGAUCAGAAACAAAUUCCUAACGAGACAUACAUGUCUAUCAAUGAUAUCCAGAAACUCGCUCCACAGCUGAACUUCAAGUACGUCGUUGAUCAGUUGGCGCCUGCAGGAUACGACGAUUCCAAGAUCAUGAUCUGGGCCCCAGAGCUAUACUACAAAACCUCGCAAAUGUUCUCCCAGAUGCCACCCGCGGUCAUCCAAACUUACUUCCUUUGGAAAGCCAUCGCUGCUGUUUCCACUUACGUCGACUCGCCAGAGACAGCGGCUUACAACACGUGGAAGAGAAAGCACCAAGGCAAGGAUCCCCGCAGCCCUGCACCUCGCUGGCGGCGAUGCGUAUCUCUUCUCGACAGAGGGGUCGACUGGAUUGCUGGAGACCAAUUCGCUGCUUGGAGUGUCGGUCCUACCGGUCUGAGUUGGAUUCUUGCCCGAUUCUUCGCCGAUAAGCACUUUACUCCAGAUACUAAGAAUUUAACAUCUCAGAUCAUUGACAAUCUGGAGGAGGCUUUUAUCGAGCGCAUUGGAACCAGAGCUUGGGCUACUGAUAAGGUCAAGAAGAUUGCUGUUGAGAAAGUUCGCGCUAUGGCGAGGAAGAUUGGCUUACCUGCCUCGCCCCAUGUCACUGACGCAAAGCUCUUGAAGAAGUUCUAUUCUGAUAUCGAGAUUACCCAUUCUUUGCUCCUCAAUGCUCUCGCCUUCGCAAAGUCUCGGGUUGCCAAGAACUGGGCAUCUCUUGAUAAGCCUGUCGAUCGAAAGAAGUUCCUCUUCGGUGCUCUGACCACCAGCGCUUUCCAUUCCCCCGCACAAAAUGCCAUAAUAUUCCUUGCGGGCAUACAGCAAUCUCCCAUCUACCAUGUCGGCUAUCCCGCAUACAUUACCUUCGGCGGCAUGGGAAGUAUUGUUGGGCAUGAAAUCACGCAUGGUUUCGAUAACAGGGGCCAUCAGUAUGACAAAACGGGCAAGGUGAGCGAAUGGCUCGAUAAAAAGUCCAUGAGAGGAUUCGAGAAGUCCAGUGAUUGCUUUGUCAAGCAAUACGACAAAUUUACCGUCACCGGCCCCUAUGGACAAAAGUGGCGGGUCGAUGGAAAGCUUACGGUGAAUGAGAAUAUUGCAGACGCAGGUGGUGUUGUCUCUAGCUUUGCGGCUUGGAAGAAAUGGGAGAAGGACAAUGGAAAAGCUCAAGAUCUGCCUAGACUCGGUCACUUCACGCAUGAGCAGCUGUUCUUUGUCAAGUGGGGUCAGUCUUGGUGUGCCAACAUGAAACCGGCGGAGGUCAUUGCUCAGUUGACGGAUACCCACAGUCCUCGGCAGGCUAGGAUUUUGUUGCCGAUGGAGAACUCUGCUGAUUUCCAACGUGCGUUCAACUGUCCUCGGAAGAAGCCUGUUUGCGAGCUUUGGUAG
Fusarium tjaetaba is the source of this 2187-nucleotide messenger RNA. RefSeq names its product endothelin-converting enzyme 1. Gene Ontology annotation, cellular component: plasma membrane. Gene Ontology annotation, molecular function: metalloendopeptidase activity. Bases 1 to 2187 code for a protein of 728 amino acids. The transcript has 2 exons. NCBI's taxonomy places the organism in Eukaryota, Fungi, Ascomycota, Sordariomycetes, Hypocreales, Nectriaceae. The record is from RefSeq and is a predicted model, not a curated record. Gene Ontology annotation, biological process: protein processing.